Messenger RNA from Indicator indicator, 2549 nucleotides. It is a transcript of the gene APLP2, whose product is annotated as amyloid beta precursor like protein 2. Gene Ontology annotation, molecular function: serine-type endopeptidase inhibitor activity; transition metal ion binding; heparin binding. The record is from RefSeq and is a predicted model, not a curated record. Gene Ontology annotation, cellular component: membrane. Lineage: Eukaryota; Metazoa; Chordata; Aves; Piciformes; Indicatoridae. The transcript has 18 exons. The coding region runs from base 19 to 2274 and encodes 751 amino acids. Gene Ontology annotation, biological process: axonogenesis; central nervous system development.
CAGGCGAAGGUGGCGGCGAUGGGCUCCGUGCUGCGCUUCUUCUUCUUGCUCUUCCUGGGGCUCGCCGGCCCCGCGGCUACACUCGCCGGUUAUAUCGAGGCACUGGCAGCCAAUGCUGGGACAGGGUUUGCAGUGGCAGAGCCUCAAAUUGCCAUGUUCUGUGGGAAGCUAAAUAUGCAUGUGAAUAUCCAGACUGGGAAAUGGGAACCUGACACUUCUGGGACCAAGAGCUGCUUUGGAAGAAAGGAGGAGAUUCUGCAGUACUGCCAGGAGAUGUAUCCAGACCUUCAGAUCACAAAUGUUGUGGAAGCCAAUCAACCUGUCAGCAUCGACAGCUGGUGCAAGAGAGGCAAGAAACAGUGCAAGGACCACACUCACAUCGUGGUGCCCUACAAGUGCCUGGUGGGAGAGUUUGUAAGCGACGUGCUGCUGGUGCCAGAGAAGUGCCGGUUCUUCCACAAGGAGCGGAUGGACGUCUGCGAAAGCCACCAGCACUGGCACACGGUGGCAAAAGAGGCCUGCCUGGCAGAAGGGAUGAUCCUGCACAGCUAUGGCAUGCUGCUGCCCUGUGGAGUAGACCAGUUCCAUGGGACAGAAUAUGUUUGCUGCCCUCAGACCAAGGUGGUGGAUCAGGCUCUGUCCAAAGAGGAAGAGGAUGAAGAUGAGGAUGAUGACUAUGACCUUUAUAAAAGUGAGUUCCCUACAGAGGCAGGUGUAGAAGACUUCACGGGAACAGCUGUGGAGGAGGAUGAAGAUGAGGAAGAUGAGGGUGAAGAGGAGGAGGAGGACGUGGUGGAAGACUAUUAUGACAGCUACAAAGUGGAUGAUUACAAUGAAGAGACCCCCACAGAGCCUAGCAACGACAAGGCUGUUCCUGAGAAGGAAGUCAGCAGUGAUAUGAAAUCUGUCUGCUCCCAGGAGGCGAUGACAGGGCCCUGCCGGGCUGUGAUGCCUCGUUGGUACUUCGAUGCUAACAAGAGAAAGUGCAUUCGCUUUAUAUAUGGAGGCUGCGGAGGCAACAGGAACAAUUUUGAGUCAGAGGAGUAUUGUAUGGCUGUGUGUAAAAAGAUGAUGCCAACUGAUGAUGUGGAUGUCUACUUUGAAACCCCUGCUGAUGACAACGAGCAUGCCCGCUUCCAGAAGGCCAAGGAGCAGCUGGAGGUCAGGCACCACAACCGCAUGGACCGGGUGAAAAAGGAAUGGGAGGAAGCAGAACACCAAGCUGUAAACCUCCCCAAGGCAGAAAGGCAGACUCUCAUUCAGCACUUCCAGGCAAUGGUGAAGUCUCUGGAGAAAGAGGCAGCGAGUGAGAAGCAGCAGCUGGUGGAAACUCACCUGGCUCGUGUGGAGGCCAUGCUGAACGACCGCCGCCGCAUUGCGCUGGAGAACUACCUGGCUGCUCUGCAGGCUGACCCACCACGGCCCCACCGCAUCCUGCAGGCUCUGAGGCGCUACGUCCGCGCUGAGAACAAGGACCGGCUGCACACCAUCCGCCACUACCAGCACGUCCUGGCAGUCGACCCAGAGAAGGCUGCACAGAUGAAAUCUCAGGUGAUGACACAUCUCCAUGUGAUCGAGGAGAGGAUGAAUCAAAGCCUGUCUCUGCUCUACAAGGUGCCAUAUGUGGCUGAAGAAAUCCAGGAUGACAUUGAUGAGCUGCUGCAGGAGCAGCGUGCAGACAUGGAUCAGUUCACAUCCUCCGUGUCUGAAUCCCAGGUGGAUGUCAGGGUGAGCUCUGAGGAGAGCGAAGAGAUUCCCCUGGAGGGCAAACCUUUCCGUCCCUUCCAGGUGAAAACCUUCCCAGCCUUGCCUGAGAAAGAAGAUCCUCAGCCGGAUUUGUACCACCCAAUGAAAAAAGGGUCUGGCAUGACCGAGCUGGAUGGGCUGAUUGGUGCUGAAGAGAAAGUGAUCAACAGCAAGAACAAAGUGGAUGAAAAUGUGGUGAUUGAUGAAACCCUGGACGUGAAGGAGAUGAUUUUCAACGCGGAGCGUGUCGGGGGGCUGGUGGAUGAGCCGGAUAAUGACAACUCCCUCCGGGAUGACUUCAGCUUCAGCAGCAGUGCCCUGAUUGGUCUGUUGGUGAUUGCUGUUGCCAUAGCUACUGUCAUAGUCAUCAGCUUGGUGAUGCUGAGGAAGAGGCAGUACGGCACCAUCAGCCAUGGAAUUGUGGAGGUUGACCCCAUGCUCACCCCAGAGGAGCGGCAUCUGAGCAAGAUGCAGAACCACGGCUACGAGAACCCCACUUACAAAUACCUGGAGCAGAUGCAGAUAUAAAAGAGCUGAAGAUACAACAGCCCUGAGUGGGAGGAGAGAGGAGCCAGGGCAGGAGGGCCAAAGGGGUCCAGCAUUUUGGAUCAACUACUGACCAACAGUUGCUUCAAGAGGACUUCAUCUUACAUUCAGAACUCCUGGAUCAUUAAGACUAUAAUUACUACUGUAGAGUUGCAAUUUCCAUUCUUUUAAAUGGGUGAAGAAAUGAUAAUAUAAGGAUAUGAUGAUAUAUAAAUCUCCUUAAAUGGGAAAAAAAAAAAAAGGAUUUAUUGCAGAUG